Medicago truncatula (barrel medic) is the source of this 1846-nucleotide messenger RNA. RefSeq names its product hydroxycinnamoyltransferase. The transcript has 2 exons. Bases 371 to 1708 code for a protein of 445 amino acids. Gene Ontology annotation, molecular function: acyltransferase activity, transferring groups other than amino-acyl groups. The record is from RefSeq and is a predicted model, not a curated record. NCBI's taxonomy places the organism in Eukaryota, Viridiplantae, Streptophyta, Magnoliopsida, Fabales, Fabaceae.
GUAGCUGUGCGAGGUAGGUUAUGGUGAAUAUCAUUUGUGGCAUUGUUCGCAAGCGUCCAAUCCUCCAAGAAUUGAUGAGCUCUGACAACCACUUGAGCGACGACCAUCUUGUGACAUCAUAAAACCCCUUCUUCUUUUUUUCAAGUCAUAAAAUCCCUUUUAUAGAUACGUAUAGAAUUGAUGAUAUUUGACCCCAUCUUAAUGUUUUUGAUAAACCCCAUUCUAAAUUUUAUGCUAGCUUUUCUUUCAAAAAAAAAAAAAAAAAACUUAUGCUAGCUUUGUCACUGAUCUCAAUAUCGCACCAACUAUAUAUAUAAAGGACCCAACAAAAACACAAACACACUCGCUAUAAUUUUUCGAUAGAUAGGGGAUGGGAACCACAAACAAAGAAACUAAACCUCUUCUUGACAUGAAGGUGACAAUCCACAAAACUUCAAUGAUUUUUCCAUCAAAACAAACCGAGAACAAAUCCAUGUUCUUAUCAAAUAUAGACAAGGUACUCAAUUUCUACGUAAAAACGGUUCAUUUCUUCGAAGCAAACAAAGAUUUUCCUCCUCAAAUAGUGACCGAGAAGUUAAAGAAAGCUUUAGAAGAUGCUCUAGUAGCUUAUGACUUCCUUGCUGGAAGAUUAAAGAUGAACACUGAAACCAACAGGUUGGAGAUAGAUUGCAAUGCAGAAGGUGUUGGCUUUGUUGUGGCUUCAAGUGAAUACAAAUUGAAUCAAAUUGGAGACUUGGCUUAUCCUAAUCAAGCUUUUGCACAAUUUGUUCACAAUGCAAAAGAUUUUCUUAAGAUAGGUGAUCUACCACUAUGUGUUGUCCAGCUAACAUCCUUCAAGUGUGGUGGUUUCGCUAUAGGCUUCACAACAAGCCAUGUAACCUUUGAUGGACUUAGCUUCAAAAAUUUCUUAGACAACCUUGCUUCAUUGGCUACCAACAUGAAACUGACUGCGACACCCUUCCAUGACAGACAACUCCUAGCUGCACGAUCUCCUCCACAUGUAAACUUCCCCCACCCUGAGAUGAUCAAGCUCGAUAAUCUACCUUUAGGCAUUAAAUCUGGUGUCUUUGAAGCAUCCUCAGAAGAAUUUGACUUCAUGGUUUUUCAACUGACAUAUGAAGACAUCAACAACCUUAAGGAAAAGGCAAAAGGUAAUAACACCUCUCGUGUCAUCAGUUUUAAUGUUGUCGCCGCACAUAUAUGGAGAUGUAAAGCAUUGUCUAAAUCAUAUGAUCCUAAUAGAUCAUCUAUUAUUUUAUAUGCGGUUGAUAUACGUUCAAGAUUGAAUCCUCCAUUGCCGAGAGCGUACACUGGGAAUGCAGUAUUAACAGCGUACGCUUCGGCAAAGUGUGAGGAAUUGAAGGAAGGUGAAUUUUCAAGGUUGGUGGAGAUGGUGGAAGAGGGUUCAAGAAGAAUGAGUGAUGAAUAUGCAAGAUCUAUUAUUGAUUGGGGAGAGUUGUAUAAUGGUUUUCCAAAUGGGGAUGUUUUGGUGUCUUCAUGGUGGAGGCUAGGGUUUGAAGAGGUGGAGUAUCCAUGGGGGAAGCCUAAGUAUUGUUGUCCUGUGGUUUAUCAUAGGAAGGAUAUUAUACUAUUAUUUCCUUCUUUUAAUGGAGGUGAAGGUGGUGGUGACGGAGUAAAUAUUAUAGUGGCUCUUCCUCGAGAUGAAAUGGAAAAAUUUAAGAGUUUAUUUUACACUUUUUUGAUUUAAUCUACAUUGAUAUAUGAAAUCUACAAGUCUAGUCUUCAUGACAUAAUAUAUGUGUGGAGAUCAAACAUAAUUGAGUUGUAAUAAUUAUUUAAAUAUCGAUGGGAUUCACGGCUUAAUUUGUAAUGGAUGGUUUUUUUU